UCAUUUGUGAAAAUGUCUGCUUGGCAUUGUCGACUUUCGUUUAUCUUGAAAUUCUUGUAAGAAACGAAGAAAUGGCAGCUGCCUUUAGACUGUCGAAAGUGUUCAGCUUCGUGUCUCGUAGGUGUAUACCGUUAAUCCGUAGCCAAACCCUCCGAUUAGUUCUGGGUACGUCCACUGUGGCUCGACUCCGGAGCACCCUACACGUUGAUAUCGAGCAAUGUGACAUCGACACACCGAUCCCUUUAUGCGGCAUCCCAGAGUUUGAUAAGGAAUUUUUGAAGACCAAAGAUGCAACAACAACUCUGUAUGAAGUCACACUUGGUAUACUGGUAAAAACUGAAAAUGAAUGCACACAACUCAUCUAUAAACUCAUAAAUUAUUACUCUGACUAUAUGAAACGUGUAGGCCACCUUGAUGAAGAAGGGGAAAGAUUAUGGUGUCUCAUCAUUGACACUCGAACAGAAAUCAAUGAUUGCAAAGACAAAAUCCAGAAAUUACAAAUGGUUUUAAGCAGUAUGAACAGGCUAAUCGUGCAGUUAGCGGAAGUUGCCUUUAUGUCAGGUAAUGAAGAAUUGAGUUCUGAGAUUCAUUCCUCCCCGCUGCAGAUGUGGCAAGAAGCUGACGAAGCAAAAGAAAGAAGACUAUAUGCCAGUGGAUUGAUGAAUGAAUGUAUUGCGAAAGACAUCUUGGUAACAAGUGAUGUUGAGCCCCGGAAUGAUGUCUCUAAUGCAAGUUACAAAACAGAACAAGUCCAAGAUAUUCCAAAAGCUAAACAGCCAACUAAUUCUGACAUGGAUUCUAUACCAAAGUGACAAUUUUGUAUGACAGAAGCAUCACAAGUUUAAUGAAAUAGCUUUUAUGUUGUCACUCAGCUUGCUUGAAAAAGCAGCUAAAUCACUUUCAAAUAAUACAUUCCUAUUGUCAAAAAAA
This is a messenger RNA of Octopus sinensis (East Asian common octopus), 930 nucleotides long. RefSeq lists its product as uncharacterized. NCBI's taxonomy places the organism in Eukaryota, Metazoa, Mollusca, Cephalopoda, Octopoda, Octopodidae. The record is from RefSeq and is a predicted model, not a curated record. Gene Ontology annotation, biological process: apoptotic process. The transcript has 5 exons. Gene Ontology annotation, cellular component: mitochondrion. The coding region runs from base 72 to 812 and encodes 246 amino acids.